Opisthocomus hoazin is the source of this 1047-nucleotide messenger RNA. Its product is annotated as pinopsin. The record is from RefSeq and is a predicted model, not a curated record. Lineage: Eukaryota; Metazoa; Chordata; Aves; Opisthocomiformes; Opisthocomidae. Gene Ontology annotation, biological process: visual perception; G protein-coupled receptor signaling pathway; phototransduction. Gene Ontology annotation, cellular component: membrane. Gene Ontology annotation, molecular function: G protein-coupled receptor activity.
AUGGACUCCUCCAACCACUCGCAGGAGCCCCUGCAUACGGGGACCCCGGGGCCUUUCGAUUGCCCCCAGUGGCCCCACCAGGCCCCCCGGGCCUCGCAUGUGGUGGCCGUGCUGAUGGGCAUCGUUGUGGUCUCGGCCUUGGUUGUGAAUGGCUUGGUCAUUGUGGUUUCCAUCAGGUACAAGAAGCUCCGAUCACCCCUGAACUACAUCCUGGUGAACGUGGCUGUGGCCGACCUGCUGGUGACGCUCUGCGGCAGCUCUGUCAGCUUCUCCAACAACAUCAAUGGCUUCUUCGUGUUUGGCAAGCGGAUGUGCGAGCUGGAGGGCUUCAUGGUCUCCCUGACAGGCAUCGUGGGGCUGUGGUCCCUGGCCAUCCUGGCCUUCGAGCGGUAUGUGGUGGUCUGCAGACCCCUGGGAGACUUUCGGUUCCAGCAUCGGCACGCCGUCAGUGGCUGUGCCUUCACAUGGAGCUGGUCACUGCUCUGGACGACCCCACCGCUCCUGGGCUGGAGCAGCUACGUGCCUGAAGGUCUGAGAACCUCUUGCGGGCCCAACUGGUACACGGGUGGCAGCAGCAACAACAGCUACAUCUUGUCCUUGUUUGUCACCUGCUUCGUGAUGCCCCUCGGCCUGAUUCUCUUCUCCUACGCCAACCUGUUGAUGACCCUGAGAGCGGCUGCGGCGCAGCAGCAAGACUCGGACACAACACAGCAGGCGGAGCGGGAGGUGACGCGCAUGGUGAUCGCGAUGGUGAUGGCCUUCCUCGUCUGCUGGCUGCCCUACACCACGUUUGCGCUGGUGGUGGCCACCAACAAGGACAUCGCCAUCCAGCCAGCGCUCGCAUCCCUGCCCUCCUACUUCUCCAAGACCGCCACGGUUUACAAUCCAAUCAUCUACGUCUUCAUGAACAAACAGUUUCAGAGCUGCCUGCUGAAAAUGGUGAGCUGCGGUCACCACGCCGGGGGGACAGGAAAAGCCACUCCAGCUGCCCCCGGCCCCCGUGCAGAUGGGCUGCGGAAUAAGGUGACACCGUCCCACCCCGUCUAA